CCUCCUUCCGUCGCGCCCGGUUCCCCGCGCCGGGCCGGCCUGCAGAGGGCGCAGCGCCGCGGGUUGGGCGGCGGCGAGGCUGCGUGUGGCCCGCAGGCGGCGCUGCCCGGCUCGGCUCGGCUCGGCUCGGCCUGCGCGGCGGCGGCGGCGGCGGCGGCGGCGGCGGGGGCAGCGGGGGCAGCGGCGGCGGCGGCCUGGGCCCGGGCGGCGGCGGCGGCGGGGCCUGGAGCCGGAUCUAAGAUGGCAGCGGCGGCGGCCCCGGGCGCGGGCGCGGCGGGUGCGGCGGGCGCCGGCCCCUGCGCGGCCGUGUCGGUGUUUCCCGGCGCCCGGCUGCUCACCAUCGGCGACGCGAACGGCGAGAUCCAGCGACACGCGGAGCAGCAGGCGCUGCGCCUGGAGGUGCGCGCCGGGCCGGACGCGGCGGGCAUCGCCCUGUACAGCCAUGAGGACGUGUGUGUGUUCAAGUGCUCUGUGUCCCCCGACACCGAGUGCAGCCGCGUGGGGAAACAGUCCUUCAUUAUCACGUUGGGCUGCAGCAGUGUCCUCAUCCAGUUCGCCACGCCCACAGAUUUUUGCUCCUUUUACAACAUCCUCAAGACCUGCCGGGGCCGCACGCUGGAGAGGUCGGUGUUCAGCGAGCGCACGGAGGAGUCGUCUGCGGUGCAGUAUUUCCAGUUCUACGGCUACCUGUCCCAGCAACAGAAUAUGAUGCAGGACUACGUGCGGACGGGUACCUACCAGCGCGCCAUCUUACAGAACCACACGGACUUCAAGGACAAGAUCGUCCUGGACGUUGGCUGCGGCUCGGGAAUCCUGUCCUUUUUCGCCGCCCAGGCAGGAGCCCGCAAGAUCUACGCCGUGGAGGCCAGCACCAUGGCCCAGCAUGCCGAGGUGCUGGUGAAGAGUAACCACCUGACGGAGCGCAUCGUGGUGAUCCCGGGGAAGGUGGAGGAGGUGGCGCUGCCCGAGCAGGUGGACGUCAUCAUCUCGGAGCCCAUGGGGUACAUGCUGUUCAACGAGCGCAUGCUGGAGAGCUACCUGCACGCCAAGAAGUACCUCAAACCCAGCGGAAACAUGUUUCCCACCAUCGGCGACGUGCAUCUGGCGCCAUUCACGGACGAGCAGCUGUACAUGGAGCAGUUCACGAAGGCCAACUUCUGGUACCAGCCGUCCUUCCAUGGGGUGGACCUGUCGGCGCUUCGGGGCGCAGCCGUGGACGAGUACUUCCGGCAGCCCGUGGUGGACACCUUUGACAUCCGGAUUCUGAUGGCCAAGUCCGUCAAGUACACAGUGAACUUCUUAGAAGCCAAAGAGGGGGACUUACACAGGAUAGAAAUUCCGUUCAAGUUCCACAUGCUGCACUCGGGGCUCGUCCACGGCCUGGCCUUCUGGUUCGACGUGGCUUUCAUUGGUUCCAUAAUGACAGUGUGGCUGUCCACGGCCCCCACGGAGCCCCUGACCCACUGGUACCAGGUGCGAUGCCUUUUCCAGUCUCCGCUCUUCGCCAAGGCUGGGGACACGCUCUCAGGGACCUGUCUGCUGAUCGCCAACAAAAGACAGAGCUACGACAUCAGUAUUGUGGCCCAAGUGGACCAGACGGGCUCCAAGUCCAGCAACCUCCUGGACCUGAAGAAUCCCUUCUUCAGGUACACAGGCACCACCCCCUCGCCACCUCCCGGCUCCCACUACGCGUCGCCCUCAGAGAACAUGUGGAACGCCGGCGGCUCCUACAACCUCAGCGGUGGCAUGGCCGUGGCGGGCAUGCCCACAGCCUACGACCUGAGCAGUGUUAUCGCUGGCGGUUCGAGCGUCACUCACAACAACCUCAUCCCCCUCGCCAACACCGGGAUCGUGAACCAUACCCACUCGCGGAUGGGCUCCAUCAUGAGCACGGGCAUCGUGCAAGGCUCCUCGGCGGCCCAGGGAGGCGGCGGUGGAUCGGCGGGCGCCCACUACGCUGUCAACAGCCAGUUCACCAUGGGCGGCCCGGCCAUCUCCAUGGCCUCACCCAUGUCCCUGCCCAGCAACACCAUGCACUACGGCACCUAGGCCCCCCACACCUGCCCACCCUGCGAA
Messenger RNA from Erinaceus europaeus (western European hedgehog), 2076 nucleotides. RefSeq names its product coactivator associated arginine methyltransferase 1 (gene CARM1). Bases 241 to 2049 code for a protein of 602 amino acids. Lineage: Eukaryota; Metazoa; Chordata; Mammalia; Eulipotyphla; Erinaceidae. The transcript has 16 exons. Gene Ontology annotation, molecular function: protein-arginine N-methyltransferase activity. The record is from RefSeq and is a predicted model, not a curated record. Gene Ontology annotation, biological process: peptidyl-arginine methylation.